AUGCUCGGUUUUCGGGCACACUUGUCCACCCAGGACGUCCUCCUUCAAUUACACCACGACCUCUUGCAUCCAGACAGCGGUUCGAGCACGAAAGCUCUACUGAGUCUGGACGUCCAUAAGGCUUUUGGCAAUGCGCUCCACGCGGCCGUGCUCGAGAGCUUAGCCGACUUGCAACCCGGCGAACGAACCUACAACUAUAUCAGGUCGUUCCUCACAGGCAAGACGGUCGAGCUCGCGGUCGGGGACCUGCGCUCGGCUCCCAUCCGACUCGGGAACAAAGGCACGCCGCAAGGCGCAGUCCUGUCGCCAUUCCUCUUCAACCUCACAAUGCGCACCCUCCCUCCGAAACUGAGUGAAGUCCGGGGACUCAGACACACGCUAUACGCCGACGACAUCACGCUCUGGACGUGUGAAGGGUCGGACGGCACAGUUGAAGAAACGCUCCAACACGCCACCGACAUCGUCGUGCAACACCUGAAGGCAGCGGGAUUAGAGUGCUCCCAGAACAAGUCGGAGCUCCUCCUGAUCCGACCACCCGACCGAAGCAAGCACAAGUCACCCCCACCUCACAUCGCGAUACGCGUAAACCAGCAGCCAGUCACCCACGUCGAGACCAUACGAGUACUGGGCAUGAUACUGCAGCAGAACCGGCGGAAUCUCAUCACCAUUGACCAGCUCCAGAUGACGGUGACCCAGACCACGAGACUGCUGCACAGAGUGAGCGCGCGUAAGCAGGGCAUGAAAGAGAAGGACCUGCUCCAACUCGUCCAAGCCUUUGUCGUCAGCCGUCUCACCUAUGCGCUACCAUACCUACACUUACAGAAGACAGAACGAGCUUGCCUCGACUGCAUUAUAUGA
Dermacentor silvarum is the source of this 858-nucleotide messenger RNA. RefSeq lists its product as uncharacterized. The coding region runs from base 1 to 858 and encodes 285 amino acids. The transcript has a single exon. NCBI's taxonomy places the organism in Eukaryota, Metazoa, Arthropoda, Arachnida, Ixodida, Ixodidae. The record is from RefSeq and is a predicted model, not a curated record.